This is a messenger RNA of Quercus robur (English oak), 700 nucleotides long. RefSeq lists its product as uncharacterized. Lineage: Eukaryota; Viridiplantae; Streptophyta; Magnoliopsida; Fagales; Fagaceae. The transcript has a single exon. The record is from RefSeq and is a predicted model, not a curated record. The coding region runs from base 37 to 555 and encodes 172 amino acids.
GCAUCUCUAAUAACCCCCCAAUCCCAUAUACUAAAAAUGGCUCAAUUUCUAUUGCUUUACUUGAUUUUAACAGAAGCUUUGUUUGUUCUAGCCUUGGCCAGUGAAAAGACUCAGACUAUGGUCCAGCCUAAUGGAUCACCAACCUUAAAUCCACCGUCUCCAAGUCCAUCCAAUGGUGAAAAUUUGUAUAAUACAGAAGCACCCAGAACUAGAAAACUUGGAAAGCACCAUCCUAAAAUGUUGAAGUCAUAUGGUGAACAUGUUUUCAGCCCAAGCCCAUCAGACGCACCUCAAACAGUUGAGAAAAUGCACUCUACAGAAGAAUCCAGUUCUUCGAUUCAAACAAGUCCAAUUGAUCCAAACAAUCAAGAAAAUGUGAGUGAUCAAGAGCAGGGGAUCCUCCCAAGAAAGCAGCAUCACUCUGUGGAUAAGUCAAUUGCUGGAGGUGGUGUAAUACUAGGGGGGCUAGCCACAACUUUCUUAGUGGCAGUUUUUUGUUACAUAAGAGCUACUGGAAGACACAAGGACAAGGCAGUAGCAGAGACUGUUGCUUAAAUUACCAGUAAUAUAUUGACUAUUGUAUACAUAUCACAUAUUGGUCUUGUUAGAAGUUACCCUCUUUUGAUCAAAACUGUAAAGAAAUCUAUAUAUAGUACAUGAUUUUCAAGCUACAUUAGUGAAGAUUGAAUGAUUUUUUUUU